Maudiozyma saulgeensis is the source of this 1830-nucleotide messenger RNA. The record is from the annotation of a GenBank genome assembly. NCBI's taxonomy places the organism in Eukaryota, Fungi, Ascomycota, Saccharomycetes, Saccharomycetales, Saccharomycetaceae.
AUGAGUAGAACUUCAAUCGAUUCAUAUAGUUCGGAUCAAAGUAGUCCGUCUAUAAAUUCAUCUUUAUCACAGGACCCAGAACAACAACCACAACAAUAUAUUCCUGAUUCAACACAACCACGUUCAAAUUUACAUUUAACACGUACUGAAACUGUAAAAUCUUUACAAGAAAUGGGUUUAAGUUCAAAUGCAGCCGUACCUGAUGUUAAUGCACCACAAACAACAAAAAAUGCAAUUUUCCCAGAAGAAUAUACUUUGGAGACUCCAACAGGUUUAGUACCUGUGGCGACUCUACAUUCUAUUGGUCGUACUUCUUCACGUAUUUCAAGAACCCGUACCAGACAAAUUGAUCGUGAAUCUGAUUCUGAAUCAAAAGCUGAAGAAGAAGAAGAAGAAGAAGAAAUUUCAAAUGAUUUAGAUCCUGAUAUCGAAUUUGUUACAUUUGUUACAGGUGAUCCAGAAAAUCCUCAUAAUUGGCCAAGUUGGUUACGUUGGUUUUUCACAAUCGUAUUAUCUGCUUUAGUCGUUUGUGUAGCUUAUGGGUCUGCUUGUAUUACUGGUGGUUUAGGAACUGUUGAAAAAAAAUACCAUGUUAGUCUUGAAGCUGCCAUUUUAAGUUGUUCUUUAAUGGUUAUUGGGUUUUCUUUAGGUCCAUUGAUUUGGUCUCCAGUAUCUGAUUUAUAUGGUCGUCGUGUCGCUUAUUUUGUAUCUAUGGGUCUUUACGUUAUCUUCAACAUUCCUUGUGCUUUAUCUCCAAAUUUAGGUGGUCUUCUAGUUUGUAGAUUUCUUUGUGGUGUCUUUUCUUCAUCAGCUUUAUGUUUAGUUGGUGGUUCAAUUGCCGAUAUGUUCCCAGCUUCUACUCGUGGUAAAGCUAUUGCCGUAUUCGCUUGGGCUCCUUAUGCUGGUCCAGUUUUAGGUCCUUUAGUGAAUGGUUUUAUUUCUGUCUCUACAGGUAGAAUGGAUUUAAUCUUUUGGGUUAAUAUGGCUUUUGCCGGUGUUAUGUGGAUUAUUACUGCAUUUAUUCCUGAAACUUAUGCUCCUGUUAUCCUACAACGUCGUGCCAAGAAAUUAAGAAAGGAAACCGGUAACCCAAAGAUUAUGACUGAACAAGAAGCUCAAGGUAUUUCCUUGAAUGAAAUGAUGACAGCUUGUGUCGUUAGACCUUUAGUCUUUGCCGUGACAGAACCUGUUUUAGUCGCUACAUGUUUCUACGUGUGUCUAAUUUAUUCUCUAUUAUAUGCAUUUUUCUUUGCAUUCCCUGUCGUAUUUGGUGAAUUAUAUGGUUAUGAAGAUAAUUAUGUUGGGUUAAUGAUGAUUCCAAUUUUAAUUGGUGCCACUUUUGCCCUUGGAUUUACUACAUGGUGUGAAAGUAAAUAUAUUAAAUUAAUUAGUGAACGUAGACCAACACCUGAAGAUCGUUUACUUGGUGCAAAAAUUGGUGCUCCUUUCGCAGCUAUUGGUUUAUGGUUAUUAGGUGCAUGUGCUGAAAAACAUGUUAUUUGGGUUGGUCCUGCCUCAAGUGGUAUGUCCUUUGGUUUUGGUAUGGUUUUAAUUUAUUAUUCAUUAAAUAACUAUAUCAUUGAUUGUUACGUUCAAUACGCUUCCAGUGCUUUAGCAACAAAGGUGUUCUUAAGAUCCGCUGGUGGUGCUGCAUUCCCAUUGUUUACUACACAAAUGUACCAUAAAUUAGGUUUACAUUGGGCUUCUUGGCUAUUAGCUUUUAUUUGUACAGCUAUGAUUGCUUUACCAUUUGGUUUUUCAAUGUGGGGUAAAGAAUUAAGACAUAAACUUUCAAAGAAAGAUUAUUCUAUUGAUACUUUAGGUAUUUAG